Pyricularia pennisetigena is the source of this 1083-nucleotide messenger RNA. RefSeq lists its product as uncharacterized. Gene Ontology annotation, cellular component: cis-Golgi network; membrane; endoplasmic reticulum. Bases 1 to 1083 code for a protein of 360 amino acids. The record is from RefSeq and is a predicted model, not a curated record. The transcript has 4 exons. Lineage: Eukaryota; Fungi; Ascomycota; Sordariomycetes; Magnaporthales; Pyriculariaceae. Gene Ontology annotation, biological process: protein retention in ER lumen; endoplasmic reticulum to Golgi vesicle-mediated transport. Gene Ontology annotation, molecular function: ER lumen protein retrieval receptor activity.
AUGGUCGACUCUUGGAAUAUAUUCAGAAUCCUGGGAGAUUGCUCCCACCUGGCUUCGAAAUGCAUUCUCAUGUUUGCGAUACAUAGGAACAGGAGUUCCGAGGGUGUUUCCCUCAUAACACAGAUCCUCUACGCCGUGGUAUUCUGCACGAGAUAUCUCGACAUAUUCCGAGAACGAUAUGCGUGGAACCUGUUCUUCAAGCUGUUCUACAUAACAUCAUCGCUUUACAUUGUUGGUAUUAUGCAAUGGGUGUAUCCCAGGACGCGUGAAAGGGAGGUAGCGUGGAAGCUCGGCGCGGCGGUGUUUGGCGGCUCGCUUGCUAUCUCUCCAUUCGUCAUGAUGAUAUUGGAAAGCUCGUGGAGCAUUAGCACGUGGCUCUGGGACUUCUCGGAGAUUCUCGAGUCUGUCUGCGUGCUUCCCCAACUCCUCCUCUUGCGACAAACCACGGUUCCAACCGUCAUCGACUCUUACUACCUGCUGACCCUCGGCUCUUAUCGUGCGUUGUACCUGGUGAACUGGAUUCUGCGAUCGGCAGACCCAGCAGGCAGGCUACCCAAUGCCGUCUCUGUCAUCUUCGGCAUAGUCCAGGUUGCUCUCUACGUGGACUUUGCCUGGGUUUACUACACGCGCCAACGAGUCAAGCUCCGAAAUGGAGGUGUGGUUGAUGCUGACGACAUGCGACGGGGUUGGCUACUUAACCGCAUCUUUGGCAACAAGCAUGUUCGAGUCGACGAAGAGGACGAAGAGAAUGCGCCUGGUCUGGGAGGCCACGGUGCCAACGGAACACAGCCUCGAUCUUCGCGUGCGAAGUGGGGCGCUAGGGGCAUUUCUAUCAGCGCCGACGACGGCGUUCAUGAGCACGAGCAAGGACGUUCGGAUGGCGAGCACAACAUUGAUGCGUCUGUUGAUCCUGAUGCGCGCAUGAAGGACCCGGAUGAGCUGGCGAGAGCGCUCGAUCUUGACGACGAUGAUGAUGACGAUGACGAGAAUGCCCCCUUGGCUGCGUCCUCGGCCGCCCCUGGAAGCAGCAGCCAGGCUGCUAGUAACGCGAGUGGAGUCCGCAAUGAUGAGUGGAAGGAUUGA